AUGAUUUUUCGAACAAGAGUCUCCUGCAAUUUCUUGGCGCCAAACAGAAGCUCGAAGCGACCAGAAAAAGCACUGAUCAAUCACCUCUUGCUUCUCUUGAAGCAGAGCAAAUCAACCAGAUUAGUGCAGCAAAUCCACACGCAAAUCCUGAUUCACUCAAUUCCCAUGCCUAUGCCCAAUUACUUGCUCUCCAAAAUCAUCGAGCUCAAACACUUCUCCUACUCCACCCUCCUCUUCCCCCAAAUCCCACCCAACAGCUACGCUUUCAAUGUCAUGAUCAGGGGUCUCGCCACGUCAUGGGAGAAAUUCGAUUCCGCGCUGGAUUUGUUCGCCAGAAUGAAGAAUCUAGGCGUGAGGCCCGACAAUUUCACUUACCCUUUCGUCUCUAUGUCGUGCGGGAGCCUGGAAGCGUUGGGGGUUGGGAAAUCGGUGCAUUGCGAGGUUUGGAAAUGCGGCCUGCUGGUGGAUUUUCACGUGGCGAAUUCGCUGAUCACGAUGUAUGCGAGGUGUAGAGAGGUGGGGUUUGCGAGGAAGGUGUUUGAUGAAAUGACGGAGAGGGAUUUGGUGUCGUGGAACUCGAUUAUAUCGGGAUAUUCGAGGCUGGGCUGUUCUGGAGAGGCGGUGGAGAUGUUUGGGGAGAUGCGGGAGCGGGGAGUGGAGCCGGAUGAGAUGACGCUUGUUAGCGUGCUCGCUGCAUGUGGAGAUUUGGGGGAUUUGGUAUUGGGGGGAUUGGUGGAGGAGCAUGUGGUGAGGAAAGGGAUGGAGCUGAAUUCUUACAUUGGGUCUGCUUUGAUUAAUAUGUAUGGGAAGUGUGGGGAAUUGGAAUCUGCGAGAAGGGUUUUUGAUGGCAUGAAGAAGAAAGAAAUAGUCAUUUGGAACUCCAUGAUUACUGGAUAUGCACAGAAUGGACAAUCAGAUGAAACUCUCUCACUGUUUAAUGCCAUGAAGGAAACUGGGCCAGAGCCUAAUGAGAUCACCCUGAUAGCAGUUCUCUCAGCGUGUGCUUCAAUUGGUGCUCUUGAUUUGGGGAUCUGGAUUGAUAAAUAUGCAUCCGAGAGAGGAUUUCAUAAUAAUAUUUAUGUUGGAACAGCUCUGGUUGACAUGUACGCGAAAUGUGGCAAUCUGGAAUAUGCAUCAAGGGUUUUUGAAGACAUGCCUGUGAGAAAUGAGGUUUCUUGGAACACGAUGAUAUCUGCACAUGCUUUUAAUGGGAGAGCGGAGGAUGCACUCACCCUGUUUCAGCGCAUGUUAGAGGAAAAAGGCUUAUGCCCAGACGACAUCACAUUCAUAGGGGUGCUUUCUGCUUGUGUUCAUGCUGGUUUGGUGGAUGAAGGGCGUCGAUUAUUUGAUUUGAUGAGCUCCUUCUUCAAGCUGACUCCGAAAGUUGAGCACUAUUCUUGCAUGGUUGAUCUUCUUUCUCGUGCUGGACGUGUGUAUGAAGCUUGGGACUUCAUUCAGAAGAUGCCUCAAAAACCCGAUGAGAUUUUAUUGGGGGCAUUGCUCGCUGCCUGCCAGAAACUGAAGAACGUAGAUAUUGGGGAGAGAGUUAGUCAGCUUCUCCUGAAAAUGGAGCCCUCAAACUCCGGAAACUAUAUAAUCUCAUCUAAAAUUUAUGCUGAUGUGAGGAGGUGGGAGGAUUGUGCUAGGAUGAGAACACUAAUGAAACAGAAGGGUGUUACUAAAACUCCAGGAUGUAGUUGGAUUGAGACGGACGGCCACCUUCGUGAGUUUCACGCUGGUGACUUUUUAAUUGAAGAUGCAGAAGAUAUUCACCGGGCUCUUGACAUGCUAUAUGAUGAUAUGGCACUGGAGUAUGGCGUGGAUGUAGAAUUAUCUCGUGAUGUCCACCUACACUUCCCAAACCAUAAAGUUGCUGUCGAGCUUCCAUCACCUAUUCUAUCUCCAAUGUAGACUUCAGAUUUGUAUGACAGGAAAUCGAGAAGGCAUUACCGGACAGUGUUGAUGCUUGAAUGAUGCUGCAGAUGCUCUGAAAUCUGAAGCAACUAUCGUGUAAAAGCAGGAGCCUCCCUCUCUGGGCUAAGUUGGUAUUGUUGCACACUGCAUUUCCUCACUUGUUAUUCUCAGGCAUUGAGCUUUCAGCAUAUCUUAAUUUUCAGGAUAUUACUUGGCACUAGGUACAGUUAGAAGAAUCAAGAUUUGGAUUAGCAAAUAUCUGGUCUUUUGUUAUUUCUGCUGAAGCUCAUUUACAAUCAAUUCCAUCUCAAAGCUGAUUGCGUAAAUUAAUAUCAUUGUUGGACUCUUCUGAUUGCUUUUGUAAAUAAGUCUGACCAGGUGAGCACAGGAAGAACACUCCUCCAGCACCAUUCUGUCUCUGAUAUAUUUGGAAAACACAUUUGCGAGGGAAGGAAUUGAUGGUGCUUUCCUGGUGGCCUUCAGACUCAUCGAGAUGCCUUGUUAAAUUGUGCUGUUGUACUCUGUUUUCUUGUGCUAGAGAAUGAGGAUAUAAGUUAUGCUUGUCGACUGCAUUUAUUCAGCUUACGCCUUGGAAAUUUGAAUAAUAAACCCUCGGAUUGGUGAGCAA
Molecule: messenger RNA, 2542 nt
Organism: Salvia hispanica
Lineage: Eukaryota; Viridiplantae; Streptophyta; Magnoliopsida; Lamiales; Lamiaceae
Source: RefSeq, a predicted model, not a curated record